Messenger RNA from Neurospora tetraspora, 2088 nucleotides. Its product is annotated as glycoside hydrolase superfamily. Lineage: Eukaryota; Fungi; Ascomycota; Sordariomycetes; Sordariales; Sordariaceae. Gene Ontology annotation, molecular function: beta-glucosidase activity. Bases 1 to 2088 code for a protein of 695 amino acids. Gene Ontology annotation, biological process: glucan catabolic process. The transcript has 4 exons. The record is from RefSeq and is a predicted model, not a curated record.
AUGCACCUUUUAAUAUUCGCGGUGUUGGCCACGUCCUCCCUCGCCUGGGCCGAGACCGGCGAGAAGCAAGCUCGUCAAGCUGGUUCAGGUUCUGCGGCAUGGGACGCUGCCUACUCCCAGGCAAGCACUGCUCUCUCCAAGCUAUCACAACAAGACAAGGUCAACAUCGUCACCGGAGUCGGUUGGAACAAGGGCCCCUGUGUUGGUAACACCCCAGCAAUUGGAUCCAUCGGCUAUCCUCAGCUGUGUCUACAAGACGGCCCUCUUGGCAUUCGGCUUGCAGGAAGUGUCACCGCGUUCACACCCGGUAUCCAAGCCGCUUCAACAUGGGAUGUCGAACUGAUUCGACAGCGCGGCAUCUACCUCGGUGCGGAAGCUAAAGGCGUUGGCGUACAUGUCCUUCUCGGACCCGUCGCCGGACCACUUGGCAAGAUCCCCAAUGGUGGACGUAACUGGGAGGGUUUUGGUCCGGAUCCCUAUCUCACAGGUAUUGCAAUGAGCGAGACCAUUGAAGGGAUCCAGAGCAAUGGUGUCCAAGCUUGCGCCAAGCACUUCAUCCUCAACGAGCAGGAGACGAACCGCGAGACUAUCAGCAGUGUCGUCGACGACCGCACAAUGCAUGAGCUCUACCUCUUCCCUUUCGCUGAUGCUGUACACUCAAACGUUGCAAGCGUGAUGUGCAGCUAUAACAAGGUCAAUGGCACGUGGGCAUGCGAGACUGACAAGAUCCUAAAUGGCCUUCUAAAGAAGGAGCUGGGCUUCAAAGGAUAUGUCAUGAGUGACUGGAACGCCCAGCACACCACGAACGGCGCUGCAAACAGUGGUAUGGACAUGACAAUGCCUGGCAGCGACUUCAAUGGCAAGACGAUCCUGUGGGGACCACAGCUCAACACCGCCGUCAACAAUGGCCAGGUCUCCAAAGCAAGACUGGACGACAUGGCCAAGCGCAUUCUUGCAUCGUGGUAUCUGCUCAAGCAGAACUCAGGCUACCCGGCCACCAACCUCAAGGCCAAUGUCCAAGGGAACCACAAAGAGAACGUUCGCGCAGUGGCAAGAGAUGGUAUUGUUCUGCUCAAGAACGACGACAACAUCCUACCGCUCAAGAAGCCCAGCAAGCUGGCAGUCAUCGGGUCAUCUUCCGUCGUAAACCCGGCCGGAAUCAACGCCUGCGCCGAUCGUGGAUGCAACACCGGUGCGCUCGGCAUGGGCUGGGGCUCUGGCACAGCCGAGUACCCCUACUUCGUAGCACCCUACGAUGCUCUCAAGACCCGGGCACAGUCCGACGGAACCACCAUCAACCUUCUCAGCUCCGACAGCACCAGCGGCGUAGCCAACGCUGCCUCCGGAGCAGAUGCCGCACUAGUCUUCAUCACCGCCGACUCCGGCGAAGGCUACACCACCGUCGAAGGCGUGACCGGCGACCGUCCAAACCUCGACCCCUGGCACAACGGCAACCAGCUAGUCCAAGCCGUGGCGCAAGCCAACAAGAACACCAUCGUCGUCGUCCAUAGCACCGGCCCCAUCAUCCUGGAGACCAUCCUCGCACAGCCGGGCGUCAAGGCCGUCGUGUGGGCCGGUCUUCCCAGCCAGGAGAACGGCAACGCCCUCGUCGAUGUCCUGUACGGCUUGGUCUCUCCGUCGGGUAAGCUGCCGUAUACCAUCGCCAGGAGCGAAAGCGACUACGGCACUGCAGUGCAAAGGGGAGGAACGGAUCAGUUCGCUGAGGGUCUGUUUAUCGAUUACCGCCACUUUGAUAAGAAUGGCAUCGCUCCCCGGUAUGAAUUUGGUUUUGGUCUUUCCUACACAAACUUCACCUACUCCUCCCUCUCCAUCACCUCCACCGCCUCCUCCGGUCCCGCCUCGGGCGACACCAUCCCCGGCGGCCGCUCCGACCUCUGGGAGACCGUCGCGACCGUCACCGCCGUCGUCAAAAAUACCGGCGGUGUGCAGGGCGCUGAGGUGCCUCAGCUGUACAUCACGUUGCCGUCUUCGGCGCCGUCGAACCCGCCCAAACAGUUGAGAGGGUUCACGAAGCUGAAGCUCGCGCCGGGGGAGACCGGCGUGGUCGGUAGUCAAGAGUGGAGUUGA